Mollisia scopiformis is the source of this 1025-nucleotide messenger RNA. RefSeq lists its product as uncharacterized. The record is from RefSeq and is a predicted model, not a curated record. Lineage: Eukaryota; Fungi; Ascomycota; Leotiomycetes; Helotiales; Mollisiaceae. The transcript has a single exon. Bases 81 to 905 code for a protein of 274 amino acids.
AAUACUUUUAUUAUUAGCACGUGAAAUAAUUAUAGUCCUCGAGACUGACUUUGAGUUCUUCAACCAACAACUCCCCAAGAAUGUCGGCCGAAGGACUCUCGAAACCUGCGAAACAAGCAAAGGAAGACUUUGCAGUUAUAUCGAAUCGCCUUGCUGUGGCCUUUGCGAAGCGCGAAUCUCUCAUCAAGUCCUGGACAGCUUCGUCUUCCCGACCACCACCACCAGCGGAAAAAGAAGAGGAGCUUGAGGCUGAAGAUGCUGCCCUGUUUCGCAACCAGCCUCCAUACCUAGGUGUUGGCGCGCCAAUUCCUUCUCACUUUCUUGUUAGUGAAGCGGAACGAAACAACAAGUCAUUGCGUGCGAAAUUCUUCCCUACGAAAGGCCUCAAAGCGAGCAAAGCAAGAGAUGCGGAGGAAAAGGCUACUAGUGCAAAGCGUGCGUUGAAGGCAGAAAGCAGUGAUGAAGAGGAAGGUCGUUCUGGACUAGGUCGAGCGAAGAAGUUGAAGAUGACAAGGAAGUCAGAGCCUGCAAAGUCCAUGAAGGAGCAGAGCGAGUCUGAAGAAGAUCACCGAGCAAGAUCGAUCAAGUCGAAGAAACACAAAACAAUAAAAGUUGAAGCAUCGAGAGGUAUUAAUGUACCUGACAUAAACCAAGGUCAGACAACAGCACAAAGUCUAGUGGAAACCACGGAAUUCAUUGUGUCCAAAGGUGAUGGGAAGGUUGAGGAUGAAAUGGAGACUUCGAAGGCAUCGGCAUCGGCAUCGAGCUCUAAUGAGCCAGAUGAUAUUGACAAAAAGACCCAACGAGCCAGAACAACAGAUCCAGCGGAGUUGAAAAGACAAAAGAAGAGGGAGAAGAGGCGGAGGCAAAAGUUGAGAGCGGCUCUGAAAAACACCAAAGCAUAAGACGACCCAGUCAAGUAUUGCUUUAUGAAUCAGCAAUCCAUUUUGCCCUAAUCACUUUGUCGCAACCCUUCUCUUGUGAUUCAUUUGUUUUUAUAUUGUGGACCAUAAAUACAUGUCCUG